Molecule: messenger RNA, 1203 nt
Organism: Pistacia vera
Lineage: Eukaryota; Viridiplantae; Streptophyta; Magnoliopsida; Sapindales; Anacardiaceae
Exons: 1
Coding region: 1-1203 (400 amino acids)
Source: RefSeq, a predicted model, not a curated record
AUGGAAGACGCUCUGGCCCGGGCAGUUAUCCAGAUAAGAUGGGAGGAAGAUAAGAUGAACCGAGCUGCUCAUUUUAGAUAUGAAUCAAGGCGGAGUGACAGGAAGCCAAAGCCUAGACCGGUAGAGCACCGCCACCAACCUCCAGCACGCAAUAUGGGCAGAGUCAGGAAACCUUAUGAUCACCAACCCGCGAGAAAUGAUAACAGGCAGUUCGGAUCGAACCGACACAAAAUACCAGAGUACAACCUCAACGUCGAACCAACCCAGGUCGUAACAAUAAUGAAAGGAUUGGGAUCCACCGUCAAGUGGCCUGGCAAGCUCAAUCCCGAGGCAAGGAGAGACAUAACCAAGUGGUGUGAAUUCCACAGCGACCAUGGGCACAACACUGCCGACUGUAUUGCCUUGUUGCUUGAGGUUGCCACACUUCUAAAAAGGGGACAUCUCCGUGAUCUGCUUACUGACAAGGGGAAGAACACUAUUAGCCAGAAAAGCUCCAAAGAACCGUCACCCCCUCCGCGAGAACACACGUCGAAAAGUUUCUGUUUGCUCAUCUCCGGAGGAUCAGAGAUCAGUGGGGUAAGUUACUCAUCGGCCAAGCGAUAUGCUAGAGCCAACCACCACCACGAAGUCCAGUCCAUCCAUCCGGUCUCGCAGUCACACUCUUAUCAGGUAAUUCAGUUUGAAGAUGACGAACCGGUCACCUUGGCCGCUUCUCAUCACGAUGCUUUAGUCGUCUCCCUACAGAUUGCCAACAUCUUAGUGAAAAGGGUCUUCGUAGAUGGAGGUUCGUUAGCAAACAUCCUGUUCCUCGAAGCAGUAAAGGCAAUGGGACUAGAAGAAGCAAACAUCAACAGACGGCCGACACUGCUGGUUAGGUUCAGCUCGGAGCAGAAAUACACUAUCGGAGAGAUCGUCCUUCCUAUCUACGCCGGCGGAGUGAACAAACAGACCGUCUUCGUGGUGAUCGACUGCCCAUCUCCCUACAACGUCAUUUUAGGCCAGCCUUGGAUCCACGACAUGCGGGCAGUCCCAUCUACCUUCCACCAGGCGAUCAGGUUUUCAACCAAGUGGGGGGGUACGAGAGAUCAAAGGCGACCCCAAAAGCUUCCAGAGACUGAUACAAGAAUGCCUUCAAGAGCAAAGGAAACUCUUCAUAGCAAUUACAGUCUCAUCCAACCCCUUGGACCGAGCCUGACCAACUAA